Messenger RNA from Pseudogymnoascus verrucosus, 1758 nucleotides. RefSeq lists its product as uncharacterized. The transcript has 3 exons. The coding region runs from base 1 to 1758 and encodes 585 amino acids. Gene Ontology annotation, molecular function: L-amino-acid oxidase activity; polyamine oxidase activity. The record is from RefSeq and is a predicted model, not a curated record. Gene Ontology annotation, biological process: amino acid catabolic process. NCBI's taxonomy places the organism in Eukaryota, Fungi, Ascomycota, Leotiomycetes, Thelebolales, Thelebolaceae.
AUGCAUUUAAUUCUUGCUUAUAUUUCUCUUCUCCUUUUGCGUGGUGCGAAGGGAGCCUCACUCCAAAACUAUGCUUCAAGCAACCCUCGAGAAUCAUUUCUUCGCGAGAUCUUAGCUGGAUCCAAGUACCCAAAUAGCCCCACAACUCCAACCCCAAGAGACAUACCUUUGAAGGUUGGUAUUAUAGGAGCUGGCGCUGCAGGUCUGUAUGCGGCAGUGCUGCUCGAUUCUUUGGGUAUUGAGUACGAUAUCAUCGAGGCGUCGGAUCGUGUUGGUGGAAGAAUCUACACCUAUCGAUUCAAUGAGACUGCGUGGUUGAACUCAACCCCCGACGACCCUGACUACUAUGAUUACUUUGAUGUUGGGGCGAUGAGAUUUCCAGGCAUGGACUACAUGGCUCGAAUCACAGGACCUUAUAAUAACUCUUUGAUACCAUACAUCAACGCUCAUGUUUCAUCCCCGAAAGAUAAGGUAGUUCAAAUACCUUACAUAUAUACGGCGAAUAACACAUUCCGCCUAUAUAAUGAGGUACUUUUGUAUAAUCAGGUCCCUCCUACUGCGGAUGCCUUCAAUACCGAACUUACAGACAACGGCACCGUCGACGCACAGUUUGCUCAACUCGAUCCCACGAAGGUGUGGGCAUCAGUAACUCAAAAAAUGACCGCAGCCCUCUCUGAAACCUUUACGGCAGGGUUUAACUUACUCAUGGACUACGACUAUCAAUCUAUUCGUUCAUACCUGGUAUCCCAAGGUUACACUGGCCCUCAAAUUGAUUGGAUGGAAACCAUCGACGACGCUACAGAUCACUAUGACAUGUAUUCGAUGUCUCAAGGUGCCCUAACGCAGUGGAUCUUCACUGAGUCGAGUAUUGAUAAUUGGACGUGUAUUAAUGGAGGGAUGGACCGUAUCACGUAUGGGAUGGAGCAAAUUAUCAGCUCUAAGCCAAUUUUGAAUUCCCCAGUUACGGCCAUUAAGCCAGCCUCAGGUGGACAACUAAGUCUUGAAAUCGACAGCGGCAACAGCAAGAAGCGAACAUAUGCUCACGUUAUUUCUACAAUUCCGCUUGGGGCACUUCAGAUUGUUGAUCUAACGGAACUUGAUCUUAAUUACGGGCAGAGACAUGCGAUACGAAAGCUCAACUACGAUCCUGCUCUAAAAAUUGGCAUCAAAUUUAAAACUCAAUGGUGGGAAAAACUCCCAGCCCCUUUCAAAGGAGGGCAAUCAUACUCCGAUCUCCCUAUCCGCCGAAGCGUCUAUCCCAGCUAUGGCUUUGACCUUCCUGACGACACUGCGCCAGGCGUAAUGAUAGCCUCAUAUAUAUGGGGUCAAGACUCUACAAGAUUAGGGGCGUACCUUAGGACCCCCGAAGCUCGAGAUACUCUCGUGAAGGUUGUACUUUACGAUCUCGCCGCUAUGCACAAUGUGACAUUGGAAUUUAUCGAGUCUGAGUAUCUUGACUAUUAUGCUUGGGACUGGUACCAGAGCGAGUGGUCCGUCGGCGCAUUUGCCAUAUUCAGUGCGGGUCAAUAUUACAAUGUCAUGCCAUCGCUAAUGGUGCCUGCUGAAAAUGGCCAUUUGCAUUUUGGUGGCGAAGCAUUGAGUAGUGGACAUGCCUGGGUCAUUAGGGCAAUCAACUCAGCAUAUAGAACUGUUCUCGAGGUGCUGAAGGCAGAAGAGAGGGACGACCUGAUCGAGAAAUUGGUCCAGACUUGGGGGCCGAUGAAUGAGGUCGACCUGGGGUGGUAUACUCACAUUUAG